This is a messenger RNA of Python bivittatus (Burmese python), 2881 nucleotides long. RefSeq names its product YME1 like 1 ATPase (gene YME1L1). Gene Ontology annotation, cellular component: mitochondrial inner membrane. Gene Ontology annotation, biological process: mitochondrion organization; protein quality control for misfolded or incompletely synthesized proteins. NCBI's taxonomy places the organism in Eukaryota, Metazoa, Chordata, Lepidosauria, Squamata, Pythonidae. The record is from RefSeq and is a predicted model, not a curated record. Gene Ontology annotation, molecular function: ATP binding; ATP-dependent peptidase activity; metalloendopeptidase activity.
UCUAGCCCUGGGAGGCGGCCAUUUUCGGGAAGAGCGGAUUAGCCUCCGAGUCCCCUUCCCCGCGAAGAACGAGGCCGUAGGGGCCGCAGAAGAGGAGGCGUCCUCGGUCUGAGCACAGCGUGUCGGGCCGCUUUUGUGGCGGGUGGCGAGAAGGAUGCUUUCCUUUUCUACUACGGUGCAGCCUCAGGUUACAGUUUCUUUGAGUCACCUCAUAAAUGCAUUUCAUCCACCCAAAAGUUUAACUCAGUCUUUCAUCACAACAUCUACCCAGUCUGUGCAGAAAGAAGCUCCACCUGAACAUGACGUGUUAAACACUGAACCGUUACUUAAUCUACGAGACCUAGGACUGUCUGAUUUGAAAAUUAGCCAACUUGAUGAACUAGUGAACAAACUAAUUCCUGGCUUUGGUGUAGAAAAUAAAAUAUCCUCACAUUGGCAAACAUCAUAUAUAUCUGCACAGUCUUUCUUUGAAAAUAAAUAUGGUUUUGCGGAUACAUUUAAUGUUUUACGUUCAUCUUACAUCUACAGACAGCAUCCUAGUCCUCCCCAGGGUAUAUGUUCCAAUCUUCAACAUUGGCCAGUUUUCAUUCAGUCUCGAGGUUUUAAGACUCUGAAAUCGAGAGCAAGACGGCUGCAGUCCACAUCAGAACAAUCAGCAGAAGCAGAAGAUGUAGCUCCCUCAUUUGUAAAGGGUUUUCUACUGAGAGAGAAAGUAUCUGAGAUUGAAAGUUUAGACAAACUGAUGAAAAGAAAAAACAUACCUGAGGCUCAUCAAGAUGCUUUUAAAACUGGGUUUGCAGAGGGUUUUUUGAAAUCACAGGCACUUGCACAGCGUACAAUUGAUUCCUUAAGACGAACCCGAUUGUUUGUCUUUCUAGCGGUGUUGUUUGGUAUUUAUACUGUGUUAAAAAGCCAGUUUUUACCUAAAGGCUCAUUUUCUGAUGCUGUACGUUUUCGAGCAAGUUCUGGGCUUGAUGCAGCAGUGGAUCCUAUUCAGAUGAAAAAUAUCACCUUUGAACAUGUGAAAGGCGUAGAUGAAGCUAAGCAAGAGUUGCAGGAAAUUGUAGAAUUUUUGAAAAACCCCCAGAAAUUUACCAUAUUAGGAGGUAAACUCCCUAAAGGUGUACUGUUGGUGGGUCCACCUGGUACUGGCAAAACCCUCCUUGCCCGGGCUGUGGCAGGAGAAGCUGAUGUUCCCUUCUAUUAUGCUUCUGGGUCUGAAUUUGAUGAGAUGUUUGUUGGAGUGGGAGCCAGCCGUAUUAGAAAUCUGUUUAAGGAAGCCAAAGCAAAUGCACCAAGUGUUAUAUUCAUUGAUGAGUUGGAUUCUGUUGGUGGCAAAAGAGUAGAAUCUCCAAUGCAUCCCUACUCAAAGCAAACUAUAAACCAGCUCCUUGCUGAAAUGGAUGGCUUUAAAUCUAAUGAAGGAAUCAUUAUCAUUGGUGCAACAAACUUCCCAGAAGCACUAGAUAAUGCUUUGUUACGUCCUGGCCGCUUUGACAUGCAAGUUACAGUCCCCAGGCCAGAUGUUAAGGGACGAACAGAAAUUUUGAAAUGGUAUCUUAAUAAAAUAAAGUAUGAUAAGUCCAUUAAUCCAGAAAUCAUUGCAAGAGGUACGGUAGGAUUUUCUGGAGCUGAGUUGGAAAACCUUGUGAACCAAGCUGCAUUAAAGGCAGCAAUUGAUGAAAAGGACAUGGUUACUAUGAGGGAGCUAGAAUUUGCAAAGGACAAAAUUGUCAUGGGCCCUGAGCGUAGAAGUGUAGAAAUUGGUGAUAAAAAUAAAACAAUUACAGCAUAUCAUGAAUCUGGGCAUGCCAUUAUUGCAUAUUAUACCAAAGAUGCAAUGCCAAUCAAUAAAGCAACAAUUAUGCCACGAGGACCAACACUUGGACACGUUUCUUUGUUGCCAGAAAGUGACAGAUGGAAUGAAACUAGAUCUCAGCUGCUUGCCCAGAUGGAUGUCAGUAUGGGAGGAAGAGUAGCAGAGGAACUCAUAUUUGGGAACGAACACAUCACAACAGGUUCUUCUAAUGACUUUGAGAAUGCUACUAAAAUAGCAAAACUCAUGGUGACUAGGUUUGGAAUGAGUGACAAGCUUGGUGUCAUGACCUACAAAGAGACAACGAAUUUCAGCCCUGAAACCCAAUCUGCAAUUGAACAAGAAAUAAGAACUCUUUUAAAGGAAUCAUAUGAACGGGCAAAGAGUAUCUUGAAGGCCCAUGCAAAAGAACACAAGAAUUUAGCAGAAGCUUUAUUAACCUACGAGACUUUGGAUGCCAAAGAAAUUCAGAUCGUUUUAGAAGGCAAAAAACUCGAAUAAACUUGGAAGAACCUCAAGUCCAUUUCGUUAAUGGAAUACCAAACUGCUAUGCUGACCCAUUACAAAUGUAUUCUUUUGUAGCAAUAAGCCGUAAAAGAUGUGCAAAUGCAGCAUGUUUGGCACUUUUGGGGAAUCAUUUAUUUUAAUUAUGCAAAGUGCUUUUUUCAGUUUUCCUUCUACUGUAAACUGCUUUAACUCUGGUUGCCCUCAUAUGUAAAUUGAGGUGUAUAAAACAUAUCUUAAAUUUGUAAAUAAAUUCGAGAGUUAAGCAAAAUGUGUAAUUUUUUAAUAGCUUGAAUUUCCAUAGAUCUUUUUUUGGUGAGAAUUUCUGUUUGCUGCUACUUCACUUGUUCAUAAUAUAAUAUGGAGACUUUUCAAUUUAAGAUUGAAUUGUUAAAUAAAUGUUUCACAUUGUCAGUAUUUAGAUUCUAUGGAAUCCUGUAACUUUUAAAGCAGUUUCUCUUUCAUGAAGCCUUGUUACAUUUGAUGAUGGUGAGAAUAACUUGCUAGCAAGUUUCAUAUGUAUGUUCCUGCAAAAGCAAAGAAUUAAAAUUGAAUAGAAUA